AUGAUUUCUACACAUCAUGAAGUUGACGCCUUCGAUGACCCGGUAUGUUUUUUUUUUCUUUCUAAAAUUCUCAGUUUCUUCAAGAUCCCUUUAGUUGCCUAUCAGACCUAAAAUUUUAAACCGUAGCGAGUUUAGUUACUCAGGAAACUGAUCUUUCAAACAUUUUUUUUUUUAAAUCGAAUUUUUUCACAUUUUCUAUUGACUACUUGGUCUCUUAUCGGCUGUUGUUUUCAAUGCCCAUCGAUAAAAAGGUUGCCUUUUUUUGAUUCCAGCUGAAAGUUAAUUCAAUUUAUAGCUUUUGUCAAUCAUUUUUGAGCUAUUUUUUCUCGAAACUAGUGAUGAUAAUUUGUAUUGUACUUUUUCAUACUUUCGCUGAAAAUAACUGGACGACGUGAGAAAUCUCAGAAUUUUUCUCCAGCCUUGGGACCUUGUUUUCUAAAAAUUGAUUUUUCGAUUCUAGGUAUUUUUCUUGUCGUUGCUACAAAUGUAAAACAACAUCCUACGCUCCAAUUCGGAUUCAGAAAAAAAAACAGGUGUUCAACUUAUCAAUCAAGUGAGACGCACUUUGAUCUUUUGACCCGAAUGAACUGAGAUCAAAACUUUUUAUUAUUCGUGAAGUUUCCACGGAAAAAUUUAGUGUUCGGUAAAAAAAAAACAGUUUUAGGAUUUGCUUCCUAUUACACGAGAAAAGAUUGUUUUGAUCUUUUUGAUCUCGAGCAAAUAUGAAUAUAAUAUUGUUUGAAAAAAAGUGCCGUUUUCAUUUACUCAAAUAUUUUUUUAUCAUAUCGAACUUGCAAAAACAACUCUGUUCAUUUGACCUUUAUGAGGGAAGGAUUCGUGUAGGUCAACGCGCGAAUUCUGCCGAGCGGCCCCUUUGCCCUUCUCCGAGUCGUUUUUUUGCGUCGUCACUCCGAAAAAAACAGAUUUCUCGCAUUCUCUCUCGUUUGUUGUUGUUGUUGUUUUAGAUGUUUACGCAAAUUACAAUGCGUUUUUCGAAAAUCAUUUUUUUCAAGUUUUUGGUGAUGAUCAUUUGAACUUCUUUUUUUCAGAAAGAAGUAAGAAAAGUUCGAAGAGAGUCGGAAGUAUUUUUGUGGAAAUUUUUUUAAAAACACUCUUUUUUUCUUGUCUUUUUUUCAUCAAAUAAUUGAUCAAAACACAGCGAAGGUGCUCGUUUUAAAAUUGAUAAUGACAAAAACAAAGAUCAAUCCAUUGUGAAGUCGAAUAAUUUUUUUCUUCUUUAAAUAAACUUAAACUCUGUUUUUGUAGGAUUUCUGGACCAAAUCUUUUCAAAUCUGUUCAAAAAUUUUUCUUGGGGUUUUGAAAACCAAAAAUUCGCAGGCCUAAAAAUACCCUCGAAGUCCUUUCUUUCAUUUCCUCCCCGAACGCUACAAAUAUCCGAAAAAAACUUUCCCUGAGCCUUUAACACCUUCAAAUUUUUUUGAUGAAUCUUUUAAUUUUCAUUCAUAGGACAUGAAAAAUUUUUUUCUCAUGAAACUUAUUAAAUUUCCUAUGAGACAAAAAAACUUGAUCAAAUUUGAAAAAAAUUAAUCAGUAUCGUACAAUUUUGGGAUUACAGCUCACAGUUUCAAGAAAAUUAUUUGUCGUUUUUUUCCUUUUUUUCCAUAACGUUUUUUUGCCGUCCUUUCUUAUUGCAAAAUAAAAACCCAGAGAAUGUUGUGCGUUCCUUUUUCCGCCUAAAAUCGAUUAAGUCUCCUUUUCUCAUCCUACUUCUCAGUUCUUUUUUGUCUUGGCAAACAUUUUUUUCAUUUCAUUUUUUUCAUUAAACUGAAUAUUUUCGAUUUUCAGAGGAUGACGGAAGUAUCUUUCCGCGAAGACAGAAACACGAUGCGCCGUUUCGAUUCCAUCGUCCCGACGGCGGGAAAAGAAGGAUCGGACAUCAUGUUCAACUUGUACAAAGGCCGUGGAUUGGCCGUUUUUCACCUCCGGAGGCGAUUCUCAAGGUUCGUCAAUAUUCGAACUUCUUGAGUUCAAGGAUAAUAAAAUUACUAUUAUGACGAAAGUAAGACUAAAAUCAUAUUUUUGUAAGUUUUUUUAAUUUAAUUUUUUUAUAAAACUGGAAUUCAGAAAAGCCACCCCCAAAUCAAAAAGUUAUUAGAAAAACUGUAAAAGCAGUAUAUGAAAAAUUUUUGGCUUUCUCAUCUUAAUAUCUUCAUUGCUGAGAAAUGGAACCUGUGCAAACUCUGAACAAACCAGAGCAUGAGCUCUUUUUCAGUGUAAUGUGUAGAUUCACACGUGUAUCUCCGUUUUUUUGUCCCGAUUGAUGUUCUGAAAAACAGGAAUGAACGCCGCGGUGAGAUCCGUGGUGAGAAUGGGAAUCUACUUGGGAUGUCGGGUCUACUGCAUCAAUGAAGGCUACCAAGGGAUGGUGGAUGGUGGCGACAAUGUCAAGGAAGCCGACUGGAACCAAGUUUCCGACAUCAUUCAGAAGGUUCGACUUUGAGGCGGAAUUGCAGGGAGAACAAAAGAAGCAAAAUGAUUCAAGAGCAAUUUAGGACGGCUACGAAAUUUGAGAACGAAGGAGUCUAAGGAGAAAAUUUGAAACUUCGAAAGUUUAAAGCGAUUUAGCAGAAAGCACAAUUUUAAGAAAAAUAUUUUUUCACCGAUGUUGACAAAUUAGAAAAAAAUUCAAUAGAUAAUCUAUUGAUCAGAUUGUUUUCACAGAGCUUCAUGAUGAUGAUGAUAACAAUUUUUUUGAUCAUUUUUAAUGUGACAAAAAUUUGAAAAAAACUCUGAUUGUAUAGAUUCAAAACACUUUACAAUUUUUUCAGAAACUCAGAAAGAAAUUCCAAGUUCCAACUCUAGAGCGGUUGAUUCAUAGGGAAACCUAAAAAGGAAACUAGAUUAAAUAUCUUUUUAUAUAAACGGAAGAUCAAAGAUAUGUUACCCGGAACUUACCUCCUCCUCAUGAAUUUUAUGAAAUUUAUCAUUUUGGUUUUUAGGGAGGCACAAUCAUCGGCUCGGCUAGAUGUGCUGACUUCCGCACACCCGAAGGUCGUCUCAAGGUCACAAUCAUUUCUGAAAAGUUUCGAGAAAAAAAUGUACUUUUCCAGGCGGCUUACAACCUCAUUUCUCGAGGUAUCGGCAACAUUGUGUGCAUCGGUGGUGAUGGUACUCUUACUGGAGCCAACCAGUUCCGGAAGGAUUGGCCAGACCUUGUCAAGUCCCUUCUGGAGUCUCAGAAGGUAAAUUUUUCACGUAUUCAAUUACAGUUUUGCCUUUCCAAGCAGUCGAAUUGUUUUAUAAUUUGCCGUUCAAUUUUUUGACGACGAUAGGUUUUUUAACGCUUUGAUUCAUUGAAAAGUUUAAACUUCGUGUCUCUGAAACUUUGAAAUUUUAUUGACUUUUCGAAAACAAUCAAAAAAUUUCAGAUCACCGAACAGCAAGCUGAAGCCUCUCCCAAUAUCCAAAUUGUCGGUUUGGUCGGUUCAAUCGACAACGAUUUCUGUGGUUCGCAUAUCUAUUUUUUAUUUUGUUCAUGUAGAAACUCUAAUGAGAAUCUUUUCUCAAAACAAUUCUCCAUAUUUUGAUGGAUUAUCACCUUUUAGGAACCGACAUGACCAUUGGUACGGAUUCGGCUCUUCAAAGAAUCAUUGAGAGCAUCGACGCUGUAGUCGCCACGGCCCAAAGUCAUCAGCGUGCUUUCGUCGUUGAGGUGAACUUUAUUCCACUGUGAACAAAUUUUUGUGGAAGGUAAUCAACAUUCUGAUGAUUUGCAGGUCAUGGGACGUCAUUGCGGUUACCUGGCCCUUGUCGCUGCUUUGGCUUCCGAAGCCGAUUUCUGCUUCAUUCCCGAGUGGCCGGCUCCAUCGAACUGGCCUGAAGUCCUUUGCAAAAAACUUCAUGAGGUUUUUUUUUUGAGGACAAUAAUGCUGACUUGAAUAAGUGGUAUUUUAACUGCGCAAGUUUUUUGCACAUAUUUUCUCAUUAUUUAUCAUCUUAACAUCCUUCAGGUCAUUUUCUCCUUAGUUUUUCCUUCUGUCGUCAACUUUCAGAGCUUAAAGAUUAAAGUUAUGUUAAAAAUUAAAAGAAAACGAAAAUUUUUUAAACAAUUGAAAAUGUGUUGAAAACCGUAGCAACUUCAGAUGAGAUCAGAAGGACAACGCCUAAACAUCAUCAUCGUCGCUGAAGGUGCCCUUGACCGCGAAGGACAGCCCAUCACAGCCGAGAAAGUGAAAGACGUCAUCAAAAACACUUUGCACUACGAUACUCGAGUGAGUUCAAAUAUUUUCUUCCAAACCCCAGUUAUUAUCACCAGGUCACCGUUCUCGGACACGUCCAACGUGGAGGUGCUCCAUCCGCCUUUGACCGACUUCUUGGCAGUCGAAUGGGAGCUGAAGCUGUUUUGGCUUUGAUGGAAAUGGACAAUGUGAGAUCGAAAAAAAGUUUUAAAAAUUACGAUGAGUUUUGUUUCAGGAAUCGGAACCUUGCGUCAUUUCGAUUGAUGGUAACCAGAUGGUCCGUGUGCCUUUGAUGCAAUGCGUCGAAAGAACCCAACAGGUGUUUCUAUAUUUUCACUCCCGGAUUUUACAAUGAAUAUGGACACUUCUGCCGUUAAAAUUUUGAAAAAAUGACAGUUCGCUUUAAAAAAAAAGUCUUUUUUCUCUUACAGCUGCUCCUAAAACCGUGUGUGCUUUUGGAGAAGCUGUAAAAGGUUUUUUGACUCAGUUCGUUUUACAGGUCCAAAAGGCAAUGGCUGACAAGGACUGGGAAACAGCUGUCAAAUUGCGUGGUCGCAGUUUCCAACGCAACUUGGAGACUUAUAAGCUUCUGACGAAACUGCGCAUGGUUGAGAAAGACAAUCUUUCUGAAGGCCAUCACUUCAAUGUGGCUGUCAUGAACGUCGGCGCUCCUUCUGGGGGUAAUGAAGGAGAUUUCCUGUUUAAAAAAAUAUCAAUGGAAUUUUUCUGAAACUUAGGAAAUCUUUCGAAAUUAUGGUCUAAAUGAAGACCUCGGCACUUAAAAAAAGCGUCUAAUGUCACCAAGUCAUUUGAAUUUAAAAAAACUUUUAUGAUUUCAAUGAGUCUUUGAAAGAAUGCUUUUUUUAGGUAAGCUAUCUGCAAAUAAUAUUUCAAGCAACAAAUUCAAAAAGAAAUUUCGGAAGUUCAUAAAAAAAUUUAUACUGAAUAUGAACGACAGAGCGAAAUUUGACUAACUUCUUUUUCCUUUGAACUUCGAGUUUCCAGGUAUGAACGCGGCUGUCCGUUCCUUCGUGCGAAUGGGACUCUACCAUCAGUGCAAAGUUUAUGGAAUCGAAGACUCUUUCGAAGGCCUUGCCAACGGAUCUUUCCGCGUUUGUUCAUCAUUUUUUAUCCUCUUAUUCACUAUUUUAUAAAUUCAGGAAUUCAAAUGGGGCGAUGUGACUAACUGGGUGAUGUACGGAGGUUCAUUCCUUGGGACCCAAAAGUCGCUGCCAACCGACAAAACGAUUGGAAAGAUUGCUGAGCAACUGAAAAAGUUCAAUAUUCAAGCUCUGCUUCUUGUCGGAGGCUUCGAGGUGCUCAAAGCUCAGAAAUAUGUUUGUCAAUUGGAGUUUAGGCCUACCAUUCGACUUUGAUCUUGUCGCGGUACCGUGAGAAGUUCCCCGAGCUCCGCAUUCCCAUGUGCAUCAUCCCCUGUACUAUUUCUAACAAUGUUCCUGGUGAGACAGAACAUAAAAACUUUAAAAAUGAAUUACCAUAACUCUCAAGGUCAGGCGUAUUUAAGUCAAAAGAAAAUCACUUUGCAUUUUUAAUGGGCUUUUUGAAAGAAAUGAGGUCCAAGCUCCCAAAACUUGACCCCACGUUUUGAAACAAUGAAUAAGUAUUUUUCAAUUCUUUCAUGAAAACUGAUUCAAUUCCAGGAACAUCCCUGUCCCUCGGAUCGGACACGGCAGUCAAUGAAAUCUGCAGCAUGAUUGACAAAAUCAAGCAGUCAGCCACUGGUACCAAGCGAAGGUACAAUUUAACUUGAUUUUUCUAAUCCUCAAGAUCGUUUUUCAGAGUAUUUAUCAUUGAGACUAUGGGUGGCUACUGUGGCUAUCUCGCCACAUUGUCUGCUCUGGCAUCGGGUGCCGAUAACGCCUACAUUUUCGAAGAAAGCUUUACCGUUGAAGAUAUUGUAGAAGACGUCAGGGUGAGUUUUCAGAAAAAUGCUUCGGGUUCCAAAACCUUAUUUUCAGGUCAUUUCCGCAAAGAUGGAGCGCGGUGUGAAACGAUAUUUGAUCGUGAGAAAUGAAUGCGCCGACAAGAACCUCACGACUGAUUUCGUCCAGAAGUUGUUCGAGUCCGAAGGAGCUGGCGAGGUUCGAGAAAAUGCAAUGGUUAGAAUAUAAUUGCUGAUUUCAGUUCUCGACCCGUGUCAACGUUCUGGGACACGCACAGCAAGGUGGAAGCCCGACUCCUUUUGACAGAAAUAUGGGAACCAAAUUGGCGGCUCGAGCUUUGGAGUAUUUGAUCACUCAGAUCAAGGUGAGGAUAUUUUUAAUUGAUCGUAAAUCCUUUGAAAAUUCAAAAUUUCUUUGAACAGAAGAUUUGGGAUCCUUGUUUUGAGAAUUUUCGAUUUCUUCAAAAAUCGGAAUUUCGUUUUCAAAGAGAAACAUUGCAUACUCCUGAGUUGUUAACGGUUUUUUUCGAAGCUAUGAUAAUCCAAAAAAAAGCCUUUUUUCGAAAAUUUUAAUCUAUUGAUAUCCUCACUUUUCUCAAACUUUUAGGAAAUGUUCCAGCUUUCCCCAGGAGAGUUUAUUCUUGUUAAUGGCACUAAAUUAUCACUAAACCAGUAACAGCUCAUUUUUAAACUUUAUGGAAAGAUAGUAACUGAGAAAAUUUAACCACUUCACAGGAGUACCGACAAGAAGACGGUGGCGUCAACGCCAACACCCCUGACACGGCGACUUUGCUUGGACUCAUGGGCCGGAAAGUUGUGAGUCGCUUUUUUUCUGACGCAAACUGAAUGAAUUAUGCGAGAGUGUAGGGCCAAAAGCUUUCGGACUAAUUUUCAAUGUGUGAACUUGUGAAUAAUUCCACGUUCUGAGAACAUUAUGACAAUGAGCCAGUUUCUGAAUGACGUUGGAUGAUCUAUGGUUUAAUCUCGAUGACUUUUUGUUUUAAGAAAAGCAAAAAAACGUUUUCAGGUGUUUACUCCUGUCGAAGAGCUUGCCGAAGAAACGGAUUUCAAGCAUCGACUACCAUCUUCGCAAUGGUAUGUUUGCAAAUCUCUAGAAAAAGGAAUUUUUCGGAAUGCCACAAAGGAUCAAGUUGUACACAAAAUACUUUUCCGGGUAAUUUUCUUCACCAGUUAAAAAGUGAAUUUUGUUACUCAGUUUGAAUUUUGCCUUUUUCUUGUGAGACAUGUGGUUUAGACCUAUUAAAAUUUAGAUUUGAAUCGUUUCAAAAUCUAUCAUCAUUUAAAAACUCUUCAUAGUAUAUUUACAGAAGACAAAAUCUGAGCUUUGAUUUGAACACAGUUACUUUGAUUGGACGUUCACAAUUUAAACCUUGUUUGUUUCUUUUUUUUAAAUGAUUUCACAUCUGGGAAGAGCCUAAGCUGACUAAAAUUUGAUGUUACCUGUGAUAGCUUUUACUUACUGUUUCCAAGAGAGUUUAAAAUGUUCCCACCAACCAUCUUGAGAAUCUCAUUCUUCCAACUGCUUUUUACAAAUAAUGUGAAAAACUUUGAGGUGGCUGAAACUGCGUCCGUUGUUGCGUAUCCUGGCCAAACAUCGUGACACGUACUACACAGAAGCCGAAGAAGAAGCCGUGGAAGGCGAGACAGAGGCGCCCGACACGCAUGUUGUGUGA
Messenger RNA from Caenorhabditis auriculariae, 7796 nucleotides. NCBI's taxonomy places the organism in Eukaryota, Metazoa, Nematoda, Chromadorea, Rhabditida, Rhabditidae. The record is from the annotation of a GenBank genome assembly.